Messenger RNA from Helianthus annuus (common sunflower), 674 nucleotides. Its product is annotated as classical arabinogalactan protein 5-like. The coding region runs from base 109 to 465 and encodes 118 amino acids. The transcript has a single exon. The record is from RefSeq and is a predicted model, not a curated record. NCBI's taxonomy places the organism in Eukaryota, Viridiplantae, Streptophyta, Magnoliopsida, Asterales, Asteraceae.
UAAACCCUCAUAUUCCACACCGUCUCACAAUUUCUCUCUCUAUAACCGCUUUCUCUCUCUCUAAAAACUUCACAAAUCAAGCUUUCUAGAGAGAGAAACAACACAACAAUGGCGUCUUCAACACUCGUGAUGGUUCUCCUCCUCGCUUUAGCUGCCGGAUCUGCACUAUCUCAGUCUCCGACAGCCGCACCAACCGUUUCUCCGACGGCCACUCCUACCGCUACGCCGCCGUCUCCCGUGGUUACUCCGCCGUCAACCGCGCCUACAUCAACUCCAACGGAAUCUCCGAUUGCGUCUCCACCGGCUCCUCCCACCGCUGAUACCCCUGCCGGAGGUCCGGCGGCAUCUCCGCCGUCGAUUGCUUCGACUCCUACCGGAUCUCCAACUGCUUCUCCUAACGGUGCUGGUUUGAAGAGUGUUGGAUUUGGUUUAGUUGCGGUUGUUGCUGGUGGUUUGUUGCUGUAGAGAUCUGGUGGUGUGAGAUUUGGUGAAAGUGAAAGUGGUGGUUUUAUUUAUUUUGUUUGUUUUGGAUUUUAUUCAAUUUUUAUAGUUGUUGAUGCUAGGGUUUAUUAUGAUGUGAUUGUUAUAUUUGACGAUGAUUAUGAUGAUGAUGGAUACUUUAUUUUCUUGUAAUAUAUCUUCAUUUGUUCUAUAUAUGCAUUGCUUUUUAUUUA